GGUGCGGGUGACGUUUGUGGUGCAGGUGACGUCCGUGAUGCGGGUGACGUCCGUGGUGCGGGUGACGUCCGUGAUGCGGGUGACAUCCAUGAUGCGGGUGACGUCCGUGGUGCGGGUGACGUCCGUGAUGCGGGUGACGUCCGUGAUGCGGGUGACGUCCGUGAUGCGGGUGACGUCCGUAAUGCGGGUGACGUCCGUGAUGCGGGUGAUGUCCGUGGUGCGGGUGACGUCCGUGGUGCGGGUGACAUCCAUGAUGCGGGUGACGGCCGUGAUGCGGGUGAUGUUCGUGGUGCGGGUGACGUCCGUAAUGCGGGUGACGUCCAUGGUGCGGGUGACGUCCGUGAUGCGGGGGACGUCCCUGAUGCCGGUGACGUCCGUGAUGCAGGUGACGUCCGUGGUGCGGCUGACGUCCGUGGUGCGGGUGACCUCUGUGGUGCGGGUGACGUCCCUGAUGCGGGUGACGUCCGUGAUGCGGGUGACGUCCGUGGUGCGGGUGACGUUUGUGGUGCAGGUGACGUCCGUGAUGCAGGUGACGUCCGUGGUGCGGGUGAC
Volvox carteri f. nagariensis is the source of this 552-nucleotide messenger RNA. RefSeq lists its product as uncharacterized. The transcript has a single exon. The annotation marks the transcript as partial. The record is from RefSeq and is a predicted model, not a curated record. Lineage: Eukaryota; Viridiplantae; Chlorophyta; Chlorophyceae; Chlamydomonadales; Volvocaceae.